Panicum hallii is the source of this 861-nucleotide messenger RNA. RefSeq lists its product as uncharacterized. NCBI's taxonomy places the organism in Eukaryota, Viridiplantae, Streptophyta, Magnoliopsida, Poales, Poaceae. Bases 140 to 472 code for a protein of 110 amino acids. The transcript has a single exon. The record is from RefSeq and is a predicted model, not a curated record.
CGCCCCCAAGCCUUGGUCAUCCACUCAUCCAUCACCAGCCUCGCUUCGCAUCAAGCAAUCGGCCGAAGCAAGCAAUCUAGCAACUCCAGCCGCCCAAGGCAAGAGGAAGCGUCGGAGAGAACCAAUCGGCAGAGAUCCAAUGGCGACGGCACCGUCCUCAUGCGCCGCGUCGUUCCCGGCCCUCCCGGCGGCUGCCCGGCCCCGCGCCGCCGGGGUGAUCUGUGCCGCGGGCGGCAGCGGCAAGUGGUGGGCGCCGCUGCUGGGGUGGUCCGGGAAGGCCGACUACCUGGAGGCCCCGGCCCCGGUGGUUGUCCAGGACGGCGCCGUGGCGGCGGCGGCCCGGAGGCAGUUCGUGGGUGGGCUGACGGAGGAGAAGGCGCGGGAGCUGCGGGCGCGGAUGGCGCAGACGGAGUCCUUCCACGACGCCAUGUACCACUCCGCCAUCGCUUCCCGCCUCGCGCGCUCCGCCUAGGCCAGGCGGCACGGCCGCCGGAGACGACGCAGGCGCGAACCAGCUCGCCGGCGCCGCCAUCCCACCUCCGUCUCCGCGUGCACUGUACAUAGUAGUUGCCGAGGCGAGGAGGAUUGAUUAGGCGAGCGAGAGGGAGGGAGGGAUUAGGGAAGGGGGACUCUGGUUUUUAGCGCGGAGAUCCCAUUCCCGCUCUGAUCAGUGAUCUCUGCCGCAUGCAUCUGUUUUGAUCCCACAAUCAGUUGCGGGUGGCAAAUUGAAAACAUUGUUUGUUUCUGUUACGAAUUCACGACGAUCACAGCUUCAUGUUUUGAUGAAUUAUUAGAGCCCUUCUUCACAGCUUGCAGAGUUUUUUUUAAAGAGAAGCCUACGACGAAGCUAUUUCCACCUUA